Messenger RNA from Pieris napi, 440 nucleotides. It is a transcript of the gene RpL37A, whose product is annotated as 60S ribosomal protein L37a. The transcript has 3 exons. Bases 134 to 406 code for a protein of 90 amino acids. Gene Ontology annotation, cellular component: ribosome. The record is from RefSeq and is a predicted model, not a curated record. Gene Ontology annotation, biological process: translation. Gene Ontology annotation, molecular function: structural constituent of ribosome. Lineage: Eukaryota; Metazoa; Arthropoda; Insecta; Lepidoptera; Pieridae.
UGUGGUUCUUAGGUCAGUUGUCAAUUAUUUGAUAGUUGUCAUUUGUCAUUCAUCAACGAACGAAGAAUGGAGAAAAAUUACAAAUGACAACUCUUUUCUGUCAUACGUAUUGUUAGGCAGGUUUCUUUUAAAAAUGGCCAAACGCACCAAGAAGGUUGGAAUUACUGGCAAAUAUGGUACUCGAUACGGUGCCUCCCUUCGUAAAAUGGUCAAAAAGAUGGAAGUGACCCAACACGCCAAAUAUACUUGCUCCUUCUGUGGAAAAGAUGCCAUGAAACGUAGCUGUGUGGGUAUUUGGUCAUGCAAGCGUUGUAAAAGAACUGUAGCUGGUGGGGCCUGGGUUUUCUCAACCACUGCAGCUUCAUCCUGUCGUUCAGCUGUCAGAAGAUUACGUGAGGUCAAGUAAAUGUUAGAAUAAGUCAAUAAAAUAAUUUACAAAA